GUCGCUGUAUCAGGGAGGGAUGGUGUGUGGUGUGUGGUGGUUCAUGCUGGUCAUCAGUCAGUUAUGGACAAGCCACUAGCACCACACCACAGCACAGCACAGCAUAUCACGCCAGACAGAGCACAAGUGCAAAAAGCUCUCACACUCGUCCAAUCCACUUGUGCGAACACACACCAUAUAUACCGAAAAAACGAAUUAACACACCCAUCCAUCCAAUGGCAUCCAUCCAAUGGCAUCCAUCCCCCGACAUACUGUCAAAACAAAAACAACUUUCUGUCUGUCUCCUUGCAGCUAGGUGGCGUCACUCACACGAGCCCUGCCGGCGUCAUCUGCGGCAGUGGAGGCGAAAAGCCCCUUCCCACCGCAGACCGCUCCCCGCCGACCGCCCGGCUGUGCGCACUCUUCUCCCGAACCACCUCUCCCUCUCUGGUCUCAUUAUUCCCACCGCUGCUAGUGGACGGCAGCAGCCCAGGCGCGUUCCUGGACACGCCCAUGCCCAUGCCCAUGCCCACCCACGGGAGCACCUGCGCCAGCAGCCCCCUGCCCAUGCCUAUUCCCCGCCCCCUCCCCCUACCCUUGUCCGCCCUGCUCUUGUGCAGCUUGUCGUAGGUGACGUCUUCCGACGCAUUGGCCUGUUGAUGGCUAUGGGGGUCGUCCAGUGGUGUGGGUGAGUCGGGGGGCGAGAGGUGGUGGUCUGAAGGUGACGAAGGCAUGUAGUCGGGGUGGUGGGAUGAUGGUUUGAGGGGAGGGGGGCGGGGGCGGUCGAGCAGCCUGUUGGUGGACGGGAGGGGGCUGCCAAGGCCGUCGAGGGGCAUCGCUGCUGCUGCUGACGAUGGGGCCGCAUCCUCCCCACUGCUGGCGAAUGGCGGGACUUGAUGCACACGGAAAGGGGAGCCGUUCGAUGUGGUGGAGGGGUCGGAGGAGCUCCCCCUGCCGACGAGCGUGCAGUCCAUCGACGUGAUGCUGCUCUCACUGCUGGUGGUGGAGAUGCCCGUGCCGUCCUCCCCCUCCAUCUCCGCUGUGCUGCACCGGGUGCUGCUCGUGGGGGAGGAAGCGUCGUUGCUGCCAAUGACAAUCCUCUUCCCCCCGUGUGAGCUGUGGUGGACGUCCACCAGAUGGUAGCCCGUCGGUAGCCGGUAGGAGGACGCCGCAAGAGUCACAGCGGGGGCGGGGGGCGGUGCUGCUGCGCUGUCGCCAGUGUACUCGAGCUCGCCUGUCGUCUCCGACGGCUGCUCGGCUGUCAUGUUGUCGGCGGUGUCUGCAGGCCUUUGUUUCGCUACUGCAGGCAGCGGCAGCACGGCGGACGACUGUGGGUGUGGGUGUGGGUGUGGGUGUGGGUGUUGCCGCAGCUUCAGCCAUGUCUUGGCGAAGACGGCAGCGAAGACCGACACGACGGCGGCCCACUGCAUGGGCCGCAGUGAUGUGUUGAACCAGAUGACGGACACCAGCACCAUGAACAGCUUUCGCGUCGUGGUUAUGAGGGAGGUGUGGAGGGCGCCGAGAGUGCGUAUGCCGAUGUAGGUGAAGCCCUGGCCGAGGGCCCCACAGGCGCAGAAGAGCCCCACCAGGUGGUAGACGUUGGGGUGGCGGAUGGUGAAGGCCCAGAGGCCGGCGCCCUCGAAGACGAGCACGCCGAUGCCGGCGAAGAUGAGGGAGAAAAAGUUGAUGCAGCACAUCAUCUCCCACGACGAGAAGUGACACCGGGUGGCAAUCUUGUCCUGCCGAGAACUGAUUGGCCGACACAUGAAUGACACAGAGACAGACACACAGACAGACAGACACACAGACAGACAGACAAAAGUGUGUGUGUGUGUGUGUGUCCGAUGAUCUGACUGACUCACUCCCUCCCUCACCCAGUGAGCCCAUCGCAUGCCAGUGAUAUGAGCAGCAGCACGUUGCCUGUGAGCGUGCUCACAGCGUUGCCAUCGUUCCGAACCUUGCUCAAGUUGAAGCUACACACACACACACACAUCCAUUUCUCCCCCUCUCCCCUUCUCCCCCUCUCCACCUCCACCCAUCGGGCUGCUUACAUGCCAAGGCUGCCCACGAGCCACACCACAAUGACCGCCUCCGCCAGGCUGUAUCUUCGCGAGCCCAUCCACAGUGACAGCAGCAGGAUGCUCACGGGCUUGGCGCACUUGGCGAGCGACUGAGUGGGGUAGUCCACUAGAGUGAGCGAGUGCCACGAGGCGAAUUUGGCCAGCACCAGGGUGAGGGCCGUGAGGAUGAACUCGGUGAGCGCCGGGCGGUCCAGCCGCUUUGUGAGGGACGACACCAGCCGAUGGGGGGCGCCGCUGUGCUGCAGAGUGAGCACCGCUGACGCCUGAACCAACGAACAAGCGGAGCAAAGAAGAAAGAGCACACAGAGGAAUGUGAGCCAGGGAUGGGGGCUCUUGAUUACAUACCAUGGCGACAUUGGCGAUGCACGAGAGGAAGAGCAGGCUGUACGUGAAGGUGAACUGCUCUGUGGCCUGCUGCCCACCGCCUCCGCCACCGCCACCGCCCGACGACCCAUCCCCGGUGUCCGCCGAGAACUGGUAGAGCUGCUGCUGCACGAUGCCAUGCGCAAAGAAGAACGAGUAGAUGCCCCCAGCCACCAACAGCACCGUACACAAACUCAUCGACGCUUCUCUCCACUACUCCAAAACCUCCCAAAUGGCUCCCUCCCGGGCACACUCAUCCCUGUGGGCACAUGCCCCUCCUCGGCGUAACAACUGCAGCCGCCCAGAGCCCACAACCCCCUCUCGCAUCAACGGUUCCUUGACGGCUGUUGGAAGUUGGAACCGCACUUGGCCGUCAGAGACGAAACUGACUCUCUGGGAGGCUGCGGAAGGGCACAAAGAACGAACACCGCAGCCGAAUUCUUCGCG
Messenger RNA from Vitrella brassicaformis, 2870 nucleotides. The record is from the annotation of a GenBank genome assembly. NCBI's taxonomy places the organism in Eukaryota, Vitrellaceae.